Owenia fusiformis is the source of this 1604-nucleotide messenger RNA. The record is from the annotation of a GenBank genome assembly. NCBI's taxonomy places the organism in Eukaryota, Metazoa, Annelida, Polychaeta, Sabellida, Oweniidae.
GAAAAAUGGCCAGCUUCCCUCGGAUUAACAUUGAGCUACAUAGUCCUAUUAAGAUUAGAAGUCUUUCCAAGAUGGCCGAUAUUGAAGAAAAUAGCUCAGGGCCACCAAGACCAGAACGAUUAAAUUCAUGCGAGCACAUUGAAGAUAGUAUAAUCAUACCGAAAAUUCCAAAAAUAAUAUCACCAACUCUAGACUCUGUUCCAUCCUUUCCUGAUGGCCAAGAAUCACAGGAAAGUGAGUCUUUCACAAUGAUUACGCAUGAUGAUGCCUUUAUCCCAUCGCCAGAUGGAAUUUCAUCAUCGGAGAAAAUUAUUAGCUUUACUACCACGACGAGGACGACAACCACAACUAGUGAAUUCCAAGAAGAUAUGCAAUCUCAAAUGGCCAGUAGUGCAAUUGACAAUAAAGACUACGAUGCUGAAAACACUCCUAAUAUGGACAGCCUUCGAGAUGUGGUCACAAGUAUUCUCCUAGGUGUUGGUAGUAAAGAUGAUGAUAAUGCAAAUGAAAAUACAACAGAAAGUGUUCAAAAAACCAUGACAACUGUUACCACGGUAACAAGCACUACUGAAACUAGUGUUACCACCGAGGAGGAGGAAUCAAAUGAUAAGAUUAUUGAAUUUGUGGAAGACAAAGGAUCUGAUAAUGUUGACUUUAAUAGAGAACUUGAUGUGAUAGAAGUUGAGAGGAAGUUUGUCAUACCUGAUAAUUGUGAAGCGAAACUUGAAGAAAUUGGUGCUAAAUUGCUGAAGGAACACACCUUCAAUGAUGUUUAUUUUGAUAACAACACGUAUGCUUUAACUCUAGCUGACCAUUGGUUAAGGAAGCGCAAUGGAUCUUGGGAGUUAAAAUGUCCGCCCGAGCAACGAGAAGACAGUACUACAUCUCAACAAUACCGUGAAAUCUCAGAAGAGCCCAAAAUUCUUGAAAAAUUAAAAAGCGUGAUUACAUCGGAAGCGUCAACGAUCAGUGAUUUUCUUGGAGUUACAAAAUGUGAAGGAUUUGCAGACUUCAAUACAACUCGUAAAUCCUUUUCAUUGGAUAACUACAGUAUCGACCUGGAUUUAACAAACUGGGGCUUUAAGGUUGGAGAAAUUGAAACAAUUGUCGUCAAUAGUGACAGGGUCUCAGAAGCACUCGCAGGAAUUGAUUCUAUUGCAGACCGUUUGGGGUUUCAUCCAAUGGGAAGUCAGGAGAUGGUAGCUCUUGCAUAGAUGGCGCUGAAUCAGUGCAAGGUAUCAAAACAGGAGAGAGAAUUCCUGGAAAAAUCCCUACAUAUUUAAGAUUAAACAGACAUAAACAUUAUCUAGCAUUAGUGGAGGGGAUCAUAUAGAAAUCAUAAACACAUGCUUUGAUAUAUCAGCUUCAACUAUAAAGGACAUUUAUGAAUGUAGGACUUUCAAAUACCCAUAUUUAAGGACUUUAACAAUUUGUAAAUUAAAACAUGGAAAGAAUCUUCAUAAUACAUUUACAUAACUAACUACAUGUUUUGAUAUAAGGUCAUUAUACAGCUCUACUAUAUACAGCUGUAUUUUUUACUGGAUACAACUGUUUCUGUAUAAGACUAUUUAACCGUACCAUUAAGGCCCCCUCACAUAUGAACG